AUGAGGGAAGUCAACUUCAGUAUCCCGAAUGUCAAUAAAGCGUCGGUAGGCAUUACCACUGCCCUAUACGACCGUCGAGCUCUCGACUGCACCUCAACUCUGCCAUUGAUCAACUCGCUCAACCAUCUUGCAUACCUCACGACAUCUUCUGCGAGGAUAAGAGACAUCCUCACCAUCGAUGGCGGUGUGGAGAGGUUAGUAUGCAUUCUGAAGCAGGGCAGGAGCCAGGAAAUGAUGGAGAUGUGGAAAUGGAACCUAGCUUUUCAAUGCGUUGUCAACAUUGGUGUCCGUGGUUCAGAGAGUGUUCGAACGAGGGUUGUCGAAGCUGACAUGGUACCUGUCAUCGCAACGAUACUUGACAACUAUAUCAAGGUCAUUGACAAGUGUCGGGAAAAGGCCGAAAACGAAGCAAAAAGGCGGACACCGUUGCAGAUCCCACAACCACGAAAGUGCCAGCAGAAAUCCAUAGCUUCUCCCACAGGCACUUUCGAACGGCAAACUUUCCAAGAACGGGUCAAUGUGUUGCCUGACAACAGACCCUUUCGUCGUCAUGAGCCUCCACCAGCAAUAGAAAUACCACAGCCUCUGUCUCCGCCCAAUUUCGAGCAGCAACACCAACACCACCUGCACCAGGCUCCCGAUGCUACGGCUAUGGAUCUGACUCCAACGCUGCCUCAAUUUACGACGAUUACGACCCCCGAACGGACUACAUUUACGCGACAUCACCACCAUCAUCACCACCAUCACCACCAUUACCACCAUAGGAGCCAAGACGGUAGGCACCAUGUUCAUGGAGGGAGUACGAGCGGUAGCAGACACAAUUCGAUGCAGUCAAUAGCCGCAGCUGUACCCCCAAUGGAACCGGGUGAGGGAUUCGGACUUCGCCCCGUGCGCGACGUUGACCGACUACCAUCUAUGUUACCUGCUCUACCUGCUCUCCAGACAGGCAUCACUUCGCAGCCAGAAUCUCCAACUACUCCAAAUGCACCAUCAAUCCGUCCACCAAUGCGUGGUACCAGGGACAGACGAAGACCAUCUGUACGCCAACAGCAGUCCAACUCCGGCGACUCUGAUGAUGCCAAUGGGGAUGAAGCUGUUUCUGAAGCGUCUGGGACCAACGAGAACCUUGAUGAUCCCAUGAUAGACAUUCAAGCAGCUGUGGAUAUCCAGGAAGCUGAAGAUGAGGAUCCAAUGCUCGAUGCUGUCACGACAACUUUAGGUCUCACAGCCCCAAAUGCUGUAUCGGAAGGUCAAGAAGCGCAAACUUUCAACAUCACCCAUCCGUCUGCCAAUGAUGGAAGCAUCAUAAACGCCAACGUAACUCCGACUAAUAACAAUAUCGGCUUUCCACAAGCUCCACAGCCAAUGGGGGUUGUGAACGUAGCAAACCAAGCUCUAGCACAGAACACCCAUGCACGCUAUCUUCUCGAUCGAUCUGCGCCUCCAGGCAUUUUGGCCGCCACCCCCCGGGAUGAGGACGUGUUGAUGUCGCUACAGCUUCUUGCCUACGUAUCAAAAUACUGUAAUCUCAGGACGUAUUUUCAACAAUCUCAUCUUGUUCCUAAAUUGAAGAUUGGCAAUAACCUCAAUGCCUUGGAUGAGAAUAAUUCAAGCGAUUGCCAGGAAAGUGAUAACUCUGACGAAGAGGAGUAUCUGCUUUCAGACGACUUCAACAUAUUCCCGCUUGUUGAGAAAUUCACUGUCCGCCAUCACUCGCAAGAUAUGCAGCAUUGGGCUGGCGUCGUGAUGCGAAAUUUGUGCCGCAAGGACGACGCUCGUGGUGGCAUACGCCAAUGUGCUUACUAUGAGUCAAAGAGUGCCAGAAAAAUGCUUGGGUUUAUCAUCGACAUUGGUGCCAAGUGGCGGCGCAGUGACCCAGACCUCACUCCUAUCGAUCUCCUUGCAUUCGAUUGCGUUCGACCUCCUUCUUGA
Messenger RNA from Letharia lupina, 1932 nucleotides. RefSeq lists its product as uncharacterized. Lineage: Eukaryota; Fungi; Ascomycota; Lecanoromycetes; Lecanorales; Parmeliaceae. The coding region runs from base 1 to 1932 and encodes 643 amino acids. Gene Ontology annotation, cellular component: MUB1-RAD6-UBR2 ubiquitin ligase complex. The transcript has 3 exons. Gene Ontology annotation, biological process: establishment or maintenance of cell polarity; ubiquitin-dependent protein catabolic process. The record is from RefSeq and is a predicted model, not a curated record.